UCUAUUUUUUUUGUUCAUAAUUCGUAUCAAUAUCUACAGCUAGAGAUAUUAAUUUUCUGAAUGUCAAGAGGUUUUACCUCCCUUUGGAGUUCUAAAAAACUGUAAUAAUUUUGACAGUUAUUUUGACAAUCAUAAAACAAUUCUGUCACAUUCUUUAUAAAUUUUGACGUUCAAUUUUCAUAUCUCAUUUUAAAAGUACCAACAACAGUUUUUAAACAAUGGCUUUGUUAAGUUUAAAAAAAAUUUGCAGUAUUAUUCUUAAUCCAACUCUCACAUCAAUAGAAUCUCCAAGUCAAUUUAUAUGCCUCAGACAUUUGAGUGUUAAUCCUGUACAUAAACUCUUUGAACUGAAGAAGCACACAACACCUCAACAUCAGCACUGUGAGAUAGGCUCAGCAACAGAAGAAAUCAGACAGCAACAAUUUUUUAAUACCAACAAGUAUAAACCAUAUUCAAGAAAACUGAUUUCCACGAACUAUAUUUAUACCACUAAAGCAAAUACCUCGAUAAAGCCAAGCUGUGUUAGAUGUUUUGCUACCAGCUCAAAAACGACCAAAAGUAAAGACGCCAAAGCUAAAGAACCUGUGCAGGAAGAUCUAUGUCCACCAAAAACCAAGACAAAACCAAAGGAAAAAAGUAAAAAAUCUUGGAGUUUCUUUUCGUCAAAAGAAACAAAGGAAAGGCUUUUGCAAGAGCAAAAGGAGAAGGACAAGGCUUGUCUGGAAGAUUGUUGUGAAUUUAUAAAAGUUCAAACUGGCCCCGAUCCUGAUUUCAGACACUUAGAUGGAACCAUUUACAAAUCGUGUGGAGAGGCCUACCUUCUCCAAAGAGAGAAGAUUUCUAGAAAGAAAAUUAGCGAUUUUGAGAUGUGGGAGAACGAUUUACUUGAUCGAAUAGAAAGACAUCCAGACUUGAAGAAUGUUGUAGACCCCAUGCCUGAGUUUAGAAGUGUCGGCCAAAGACUGGUGGAUUUGGCAGAUAAAAAGCUGCAUCCACUAUAUAAAAAAUAUAUGAUGACUCCAAAGCCUCCCCGUCAGUUACCAGCUCCCAAACACCUCUACAGAUCUAUAAGUGGCCCGAUAAGACCAGACGACAUACCAAGCAGGUUACAUAUCAACAAGGAAUGUCUGGAAAGAAAGAAUAUAUACGCGGAUUUUAAAAGGGUCGAACCACCAAGGCAGCUUCUGGCCAAAAUUCUGGAGAUCCAGUUGAACGAAAAACCAACGAUGGAGAAGAAAAUCAAAAAUCAGAACCAGAAACAAUGAAAAAGUGAAGUGUCCGGUGCACCUUGAGUUAGUCCAAUAAAAGUUGAUUUUUUGUUAAAUAAAUAUAUUUUGUAUUUUCAAUUGAUACGGAAUAUAUUUUUACUUUUUUAUUUACAAGGAAA
Messenger RNA from Diabrotica virgifera virgifera (western corn rootworm), 1387 nucleotides. RefSeq lists its product as uncharacterized. Bases 219 to 1265 code for a protein of 348 amino acids. The record is from RefSeq and is a predicted model, not a curated record. The transcript is spliced from 3 exons. NCBI's taxonomy places the organism in Eukaryota, Metazoa, Arthropoda, Insecta, Coleoptera, Chrysomelidae.